GCCUGGCCAGCUGUGUCCGGCGGAGGCAGCUGCUGACCCAGCUGUGGACUGUGCCGGGGGCGGGGGACGCAGGGGCAGGAGCCCUGGCACCCCCACCCCCUGUGGCGGGGGCUGCAUUAUGGACCACCUCGGGGCGCCCCUCUGGCCCCGAGUCGGCUCCAUCUGUCUCCUGCUGGCAGGGGCCGCCUGGGCCUCCCUACCCAACCUCCUGGACCCCAAGUUUGAGAGCAAAGCGGCCCUGCUGGCGGCCCGCGGGCCCGAAGAGCUUCUGUGCUUCACCGAGCGGUUGGAGGACUUGGUGUGUUUCUGGGAGGAAGCAGCGAGCGCCGGGGUCGGCCCCAACUACAACUUCUCCUACCAGCUCGAGGGUGAGCCAUGGAAGCCAUGUCGCCUGCACCAGGCGCCCACAGCCCGCGGCGCGGUGCGUUUCUGGUGCUCUCUGCCUACGGCCGACACGUCGAGCUUCGUGCCCCUAGAGCUGCGCGUCACAGCCGCCUCCUCGGGCGCUCCGCGCUAUCGCCGUGUCAUCCACGUUAACGAAGUGGUGCUUCUGGACGCCCCCGUGGGGCUGCUGGCGCGGCGGGCCGACGAGGGUGGCCACGUGGUGCUGCGCUGGCUCCCGCCCCCAGGGGCACCCAUGACGACCCACAUCCGCUACGAGGUGGACGUACUGGCAGACAGCGGCGCAGGAGGAUCGCAGAGGGUGGAGAUCCUGGAGGGCCGCACCGAGUGCGUGCUGAGCAACCUGCGGGGCCGCACGCGCUACACCUUCGCGGUACGCGCGCGUAUGGCCGAGCCCAGCUUCGGUGGCUUCUGGAGCGCCUGGUCGGAGCCUGCGUCGCUGCUGACGGCUAGCGACCUGGAUCCCCUCAUCUUGACGCUCUCCCUCAUCCUCGUGCUCAUCCUGCUGCUGCUGGCCGUGCUCGCCCUGCUCUCCCACCGCCGGGCUCUGAAGCAGAAGAUCUGGCCUGGCAUCCCGAGCCCCGAGAGCGAGUUUGAGGGCCUCUUCACCACCCACAAGGGGAACUUCCAGCUGUGGCUGUACCAGAAUGACAGCUGCCUGUGGUGGAGCCCCUGCACCCCCUUCACAGAGGACCCAUCUGCCCCCCUGGAAGUCCUCUCUGAGCGCUGCUGGGGGCUGACACAAGCAGCAGACCCAGGGGCAGAUGACGAGGGGCCCCUGCUGGAGCCAGUGGGCAGUGAGCAGGCUCACGACACCUAUCUGGUGCUGGACAAGUGGUUGCUGCCCCGAAGCCCGCUCAGCAAGGACCUCCCAGAGCCUGGUGGCAGCGUGGCCAUAGUGGCCACAGAUGAAGGCUCAGAAGCAUCCUCCUGCUCAUCUGCUUUGGCCUUGAAGACCAGGCUAGAGGGGGCCUCAGCUGCCAGCUUCGAGUACACCAUCCUAGACCCCAGCUCUCAGCUCUUGCGCCCGCGGGCACUGCCCCCUGAGCUGCCCCCCACCCCACCCCACCUGAAGUACCUGUACCUUGUAGUGUCUGACUCUGGCAUCUCAGCUGACUACAGCUCAGGGGGCUCCCAGGGAGCCCAAGAGGGCUCAUCUGAUGGCCCCUUCUCCAACCCUUAUGAAAACAGCCUCAUCCCAGCCCCUGAGCCUCCGCCCCCCAGCUAUGUGGCCUGCUCUUAGGACUCCAGCCUGCAGGUGCAUGGGGUUCCCACAUGACUCGAAGUGCCAGUGCAGGCCCAAGACUUAUUGAACAGGGAUGGCAAGGCUUCCCUCAGGACUAGGGACAUUGAUGACCUUGGCUGUCUGCCCAGUCCAUCCUGCUCAGGAAGUAACAAACUUGCAGUUAUUUUUAAAUA
Molecule: messenger RNA, 1821 nt
Organism: Cynocephalus volans (Philippine flying lemur)
Lineage: Eukaryota; Metazoa; Chordata; Mammalia; Dermoptera; Cynocephalidae
Gene: EPOR
Product: erythropoietin receptor
Exons: 8
Coding region: 119-1645 (508 amino acids)
Biological process (GO): cytokine-mediated signaling pathway
Cellular component (GO): membrane; external side of plasma membrane
Molecular function (GO): erythropoietin receptor activity; protein binding
Source: RefSeq, a predicted model, not a curated record